CACUGGCCGACUUUGACGAACCCAAGCGGUCUACCUUCGUGAUGUUCGGGGUCCUCACCAUUGCCGUCCGCGUCUACCACGACCGCUGGGGCUACGGGGUGUACUCGGGCCCCAUCGGCACAGCGGUCCUCAUCAUCGCGGCUAAGUGGCUGCAGCAGAUGAAGGAGAAGAAGGGGCUGUACCCCGACAGGAGCGUCUACACCCAGCAGAUAGGCCCCGGCCUCUGCUUCGGGGCCCUGGCCCUGAUGCUGCGCUUCUUCUUCGAGGACUGGGACUACACCUAUGUCCACAGCUUACACUGCGCCCUGGCCAUGUCCUUCAUCCUGCUGCUGCCCAAGGUCAACAAGAAGGCGGGGAGCCCGGGGCCCCCGGCCAAGCUGGACUGCUCCACUCUGUGCUGCGCCUGUAUCUGACCUUGACCCCCGACCCCGGCUCCAAGCCCCCACCGCCUGGUCUCGUGCCUGGCGCAUCCUGCUGUCCUUCCCGGCCCCGAGUGUCCAGGAGCGACU
Myotis lucifugus (little brown bat) is the source of this 509-nucleotide messenger RNA. It is a transcript of the gene MYMK, whose product is annotated as myomaker, myoblast fusion factor. NCBI's taxonomy places the organism in Eukaryota, Metazoa, Chordata, Mammalia, Chiroptera, Vespertilionidae. Gene Ontology annotation, cellular component: plasma membrane. The record is from RefSeq and is a predicted model, not a curated record.